AUGGCUGAUCUCUGGGGAAACAAUGGCCAAAUAGGUCAAUUCCCCCUCGAACAAUGGUUCUACGAAAUGCCCCCCGUAACCCGAUGGUGGACAGUAGCCACCGUGGCGACCUCCGUCCUCGUCCACUGCAACAUCGUGACCGAAUUCCAACUCUUCUACAGCUUCCGCGCCGUGUACGCCAAAUCCCAAUACUGGCGCCUCCUAACCACAUUCCUCUACUUUGGCAAACUAAACCUCGACCUCAUCUUCCACGUGUUCUUUCUCCAGCGAUACUCGCGACUCCUGGAGGAAUCCUCCGGCCGAUCGCCGGCGCAUUUCGCCUGGUUGAUUUUCUACGCGACGAGUUCGCUGCUGAUCAUUUCGCCGUUUCUCUCGCUGCCGUUUUUGGGGACCGCGUUGAGCUCGAGUCUGGUGUAUAUCUGGGCGCGGCGGAAUCCGGAGACGAGGUUGAGUUUUCUGGGGCUGUUGGUGUUUCCGGCGCCGUAUUUGCCGUGGGUGCUUAUGGCGUUUACUCUGAUUGUGUACAAGACGGUGCCAAAGGAUGAGAUGCUGGGUGUGGCGGUUGGUCAUGUGUGGUAUUUCUUCAAUGAUGUCUAUCCGACUUUGCAUGGUGGUCAUCGUCCGUUGGAUCCGCCGAUGUGGUGGCGUCGGCUUUUUGAGACUGCCAGGGAACGUGAGCGUCCAACGGAGGCAAUUGAUGUGAAUGCGGACCUUGCUGCUGCAGCGCCGGAGGUUCGAUGA
Molecule: messenger RNA, 741 nt
Organism: Penicillium daleae
Lineage: Eukaryota; Fungi; Ascomycota; Eurotiomycetes; Eurotiales; Aspergillaceae
Gene: derA
Product: putative ER-associated proteolytic system protein Der1
Exons: 1
Coding region: 1-741 (246 amino acids)
Biological process (GO): endoplasmic reticulum unfolded protein response
Cellular component (GO): endoplasmic reticulum membrane; Hrd1p ubiquitin ligase ERAD-L complex
Molecular function (GO): misfolded protein binding; ubiquitin-specific protease binding
Source: RefSeq, a predicted model, not a curated record